Messenger RNA from Cornus florida, 2185 nucleotides. RefSeq names its product protein NRT1/ PTR FAMILY 3.1-like. Gene Ontology annotation, cellular component: plasma membrane. Gene Ontology annotation, biological process: transmembrane transport. The coding region runs from base 186 to 1988 and encodes 600 amino acids. NCBI's taxonomy places the organism in Eukaryota, Viridiplantae, Streptophyta, Magnoliopsida, Cornales, Cornaceae. The transcript is spliced from 4 exons. The record is from RefSeq and is a predicted model, not a curated record. Gene Ontology annotation, molecular function: transmembrane transporter activity.
ACCUCUGAUCUGAUACAAUACUACUAUACAACCACCACUUUUUUAACAUAGUUUCACUCUCUCUUAUCCAAAUCAUGUAAUUCUUCUUAUUUGUCGCCAUAAAUUAAUCACUCAAAUGUUAGUCACAUAUUUACAAAUUACAGACAUUAGUUAGUGUGUUAAAACCUCCAUGCAGCUUAUAAAUAAUGGGGUUUUGGGGGCCAUUUAAAGCACAUCAGCCACACCGUUUCAAGAAGAUGGCAAUGGUGGAGAAGAAAGGCAGCCCUGUGGGAAGAACAAAGGGCGGAUUGAUCACCAUGCCCUUCAUCUUCGCAAAUGAGGGUUGUGAGAAGUUGGCAGUGGUAGGUUUUAGCACUAAUAUGAUCAGCUACUUGACAGAGCAGCUUCAUAUGCCAUUAACCAAAGCAGCCAACACACUCACCAACUUUGGUGGGACUGCAAGCUUGACACCCUUGAUCGGUGCCUUCAUCGCCGAUGCAUAUGCUGGCCGGUUCUGGACCAUAACAGUUGCUUCCAUGAUAUACCAAAUAGGGAUGAUUUGCUUAAUCAUAUCUGCAGUGCUACCAAAGUUGAGGCCACCGCCAUGUAAAGGCCAGCAGCAAGUGUGCCAAGAGGCCAGUUCCGGUCAACUGGCUAUCCUCUACAUAUCGCUGCUGCUGACGGCGUUGGGGUCCGGCGGAAUCCGGCCGUGUGUGGUGGCAUUUGGGGCAGACCAGUUCGACGAGACAGAUUCAAAGCAAAAGACUAAGACGUGGAAGUUCUUCAACUGGUACUACUUCUGCAUGGGAGCAUCCAUACUCGUGGCGGUGACCGUGAUCGUCUACAUUCAGGACAACAUUGGAUGGGGAUGGGGACUCGGAGUUCCAGCCAUAGCAAUGGCUCUGUCGGUGAUAGCAUUCAUAAUUGGAUACCCUUUGUAUCGAAAUCUAGACCCUGCAGGGAGCCCAUUUACGCGAUUGGUGCAAGUGUGUGUGGCCGCGUUCAAGAAGAGAAAUCUCCAGAUGGUUUCUGAUCAGAAAUUGCUCUACGAGAAUGAGGAGCUUGAUGCAUCCAUUUCUGUUGCAGGGAAGCUUCUUCACACUAAGCAUAUGAAAUUCCUUGACAAGGCAGCCAUAGUGACUGAAGAAGACAAUAUCACAUCAUCUUCAUCCCCCAAUCUAUGGAGGCUGAACACUGUUCAUCGUGUGGAAGAAUUAAAAUCUGUGAUACGAAUGGGGCCGAUAUGGGCAGCCGGAAUCCUCCUCAUCACAGCCUACGCCCAGCAGAACACUUUCUCUCUCCAACAAGCUAAAACCAUGGACAGGCAUCUCGCAAACUCCUUCCAGAUUCCUGCUGGCUCCAUGACUGUGUUCACCAUGACAUUCAUGCUCAGCACCAUCGUUUUCUACGAUCGUGUCUUCGUUCCCAUCGCUCGUAGGUUCACCGGCCUUGACCGAGGCAUUACCUUCCUCCAACGGAUGGGCAUUGGAUUUGUCAUUUCGGUACUAGCCACUCUAGUAGCCGGCUUUGUUGAAGUGAAGAGAAAGCGUGUUGCUUCAACCUAUGGCCUCACCAACAGGCCUCAUGCCAUUAUCCCUAUAUCGGUCUUUUGGCUGGUGCCACAGUACGCCCUCCACGGCAUGGCUGAAGCCUUCAUGUCCAUCGGACAUCUGGAGUUUUUCUAUGAUCAGGCACCCGAGAGCAUGAAGAGUACCGCGUCUGCAUUAUUCUGGAUGGCCAUUGCAGCUGGAAGUUAUUUAAGCACCUUUCUGGUUACAGCGGUGCACAAGUACAGUGCAGGACCUGGUGGCUCGAAUUGGCUUCCGGAUACUAAUCUGAAUGAGGGAAAGUUGGAGUACUUCUACUGGUUGAUCACAGCAUUGCAAGUCAUCAAUCUUUUUUACUACCUGUGUUGUGCAAAGUUUUACACUUUCAAGCCCGUCCAGAUCCAUAAUAGAGAAGAUGGCAAAUCCAAAGGAGGGGAAAUCGAGCUUGGAGACCAUGUUUAGUUGAACCCUCAUGGCAAACUAGUUAGUCCUUUUUUUUUCUGUAGUCAAAUUUGUAGAGAUCAAUCAGGAGACUGUGUAUUCUAGUUUUUAUGUACAAUAAUGAUAGAAUGGAGUGACCUCCCUGGUGCUACAUAACAUUUUCAUUUACCGGCAUUUCUAUAUUAUCGAAUGUGAAAAUUUUUUUGUUGACGUAAUAA